AUGGAUUUGUUCGACAACGUUUUAUUGAAUCAUUUUUCUCAACAUGUUCAAAAUGAAAUAAUUGAUAAAAAUAUAAUAGAAUUAUCACCAAUAAAUAAUGUUAUACAUGAAAUUAAAUCAAUAAGUAAUGAAUCAACACCAUCAGAAAUCAAUUCAAUUAGUUCAACAUAUAUUGAAAAGCAAAAAAAUUUACGUAUUUUAACAAAACAACAUAAAACAAAUAAAUUAGAUACAAUUAAAUUAGGAACAAUAGGUUCAAAUGUAUUUGUUCAAUCAUCAUCAACAAAUGUUUCUUCUUCAAUGGAUCAACAAAUAAACAAUUUAUCAAUGAAGAAUAAAUUAUCAAAAUUAUCAAAACAACGAGUAGUACCGUCAAUUGAAAUUGAUUAUCGUUGGCUAAAAUCUUCAUCAUAUAAUAAUAAUACUGAUGAUAAAGAUCAAUAUAUAACAAUAGGUCGUGGCAUAAGAAAACCAGUCAAAUAUUCAUCUACAAUAAAUAGUAAUGAUUCAGAUAGUUAUAUUUUUGUUAAUAGUAUGGGUCGUGGUCAUCGUACUAGUUUCAUAUCUCUGAUGCCAGGAUUUUUCAAGUUAAUGCAAUAG
Molecule: messenger RNA, 600 nt
Organism: Rotaria sp. Silwood2
Lineage: Eukaryota; Metazoa; Rotifera; Eurotatoria; Philodinida; Philodinidae
Source: the annotation of a GenBank genome assembly